AUACCUUCUUAGCAAAGGGCUCUGCUACUCUGGACAAAUUGAAGGACCUCUGUAAUGAAGGGAAAGAACAUCCUUCCAUGCUUUUGCAGCUCUAUACACAGGCUGUCUUAGACAUUACAUAUUUUGAGGAAACCCAGCUUGUGGAUGAAGAUUUUCCAGAAGAAUCUUCCUUGCAGAAAGUUAAAGAACUUGUUUGUAUUCUUUCAGAACCAGAAGAGCUAAUGAGGGAAUGCAACAUAAAUGAAGAAACCAUCAGUGUCCUUGGUGCAGAGUUGUUAGAAUGUCUUUACUGGAGAAAAGGAGCCCUGAUUUACAUGUAUUGUCACACAGCAAAAGAAAGGAGUAAAUGGCUACGAGAAAACAUUGCCAUAUUUAAAAAGUGUCUUAAUGAUGGAGUUCAUUACUUGAUGAAGAUGCUUAGCUUUAGAUGCCCUCUUCAGCUAAAUGAAGAUGUCUUACUUCAAGAUAAAGACACAGCUAUAUUACUCAGUGAAGGCGUAUUUAGUGACACUCACUUACUGGCGAUGAUGUACAGCGGAGAAAUGUGCUACUGGGGACUGCAACACUGCGGAGAAGGGAAGCAGGAAAGACUUGAGACCGUAGAUUCAGUCUCUACCAGUGACCUGGUCUGCAGAUCACAGAGCAUGUCGCUGGAUUUCCGAGAAACGGGCAAAAACAUGUUAACGAAGUAUGUGGCUGUGUGUGAGGGACCUUUAAAAGGCCAAGGGUGGAACACAACAACUGCAAAACAGAUGUUGCAUUACUUUCUGAAAAGCCACAACUGA
This is a messenger RNA of Phaethon lepturus (White-tailed tropicbird), 785 nucleotides long. It is a transcript of the gene RIMOC1, whose product is annotated as chromosome unknown open reading frame, human C5orf51. Lineage: Eukaryota; Metazoa; Chordata; Aves; Phaethontiformes; Phaethontidae. The transcript has 5 exons. Gene Ontology annotation, biological process: mitophagy. The record is from RefSeq and is a predicted model, not a curated record. The annotation marks the transcript as partial.